Molecule: messenger RNA, 6578 nt
Organism: Panthera uncia (snow leopard)
Lineage: Eukaryota; Metazoa; Chordata; Mammalia; Carnivora; Felidae
Exons: 3
Coding region: 1528-2610 (360 amino acids)
Source: RefSeq, a predicted model, not a curated record
UGGGGAGUGACUGUUAGUAGGUGUGGGGCUUCUCUUGGGGGCGAUGGAAGUGUUCUAAAAUUAAUGGUGGUGAUUGCACAACUUUGUGCAACUACGGCGUUGAAUACUUGAGAUCUGUGAGUUGCGUGUGAAUUCUAGCUCAAUAAAGCUGUUAUUUUCUUUUUUCUUUUUUUUUAAAUUUUUUUAAAGUUUAUUUAUUUUUGAGAGAGACAGAGACAGAAUGGGAGUGGGUUAGGGGCAGAGAGAGAGGGAGACACAGAAGCAGAAGCAGGCUUCAGGUUCCGAGCUGUCCGCGCAGAGCCCGAUGCGGGGCUCGAACUCACAAGCCGUGAGAUCAUGACCUGAGCCGAGGUCGGACGCUCAACCGACUGAGCCACCCAGGCGCCCCAAAUCUCUUUCUCUUUCUUAAUGGGCUGAUUUCCCACUAGGUUUGUGUCUGAUUCUAAAUUAAUUAUCCUGGAAGCAAUUGACUUCAUCCCCCAUCAGCUUGGUUCCAUUGGCACGGUUCAUGCAUGCUGGGGCAAGACCUGGGCCCCUUCCUCUCUGGUCCUCUGGGGACGUCCGGGAUCUGGUUUCAGUAUCCAGGGGUCAUGAGAGCUCAGGCCUCCACCACGGAGAGGUGGGGAAGGAGCUCGAGGCCUGGCGUUCCCCGCGGGAACACCGUUGGGAGUCUCCCCGCUCUGCUGGGCCUUCUGCCCAGAUAUGGAACGUUCCAGCUUUCUGCACUCUCUGGCGCAGAAUGAAAAGAAUCUGCUAGUCUGUCUGACCAGCUAGGACGUUCUUGAAAGGCAGGUGCCAUUCUUGACCUUAAAAAAAAAAAAAAAAAAAAUUGUGAGCAGGUUAGACGCUUAACCCUUUCUGAUCUGAACUGGUCCCUGAAAACAAAGACGUCAGGAAGAUUCCGUUUCGUCAUGUCUGCAGACAGAGGGGUGGUGCAUGUGUGGUUGACCAGAGAUCGUGAGCCCACUACCCUGGGCCGGGAGGAAGUGAGUGAGGACACAUUCCUCUGCCUUGCAGUUGGUUUGCUGAGAGACGGUGGAAAGGUCACUUCGCCUUUCUUCAACCUCAGUUUCCUCAUCCGUCAAAUGGGGACUUUUUCUGCCCCGCCAGCCUCAAAGGUUUGUUUGAGAACCAACAGAGGCCCGUGCACGUGUGUCGGGCGUGAGACCGUGAGGUCAGGGUCACCUCCCAUGGCCCGUCAGGUGCCCCGCAUUCCCUUGCCUUCACCAUGGGUGUCCUGGGGCUGCAGCCACCUCCGUGUCACCCUCAGGGGUAGCCGAGGACCUGGGGGUGUCACCCUGGUGCUUCACGUGGGAGGCAGAGGCUUAGAGGGGUGAGGCAGCGGGGGGAGGUGAAGAGAAGCCUGAAGGAAAGUCAGUUUUUCGGACCCAAAGAAGGGUAGGAGCUCCCGGACUUUAGGAUUCUGUGAACUGGCUUAAAAAGAAAUCAGGGCCAAUAUAAGGUUGCUACCUUUAACUUUUGUCAAAUAAGGACAUAAAACCUUCUCGUCUCCAUUAUUAUUAUUUGAUGAUAGAAGGGACGUUUAAAAAUUUUUUUAAAUGUUUAUUUUUGAGAGAGAGAGUGCAAGUGGGGGAGGGGCAGAGAGCGAGAAGGAGACACAGAAUCCGAAGCAGGCUCCAGGCUCCGAGCUGUCAGCACAGAGCCCGACGCGGGGCUCGAACCCACAGACCGCGAGAUCAGGACCUGAGCCGAAGUCGGACGCUCAACCGACUGAGCCACCCAGGCGCCCCGAGAAUUUUUAGUCUAAGCACCCACCCAAUGCUUGGAUUCCUUUUACUGUGGUUUUGUGAAGCGAUCUUUCUUUCAUCUGCUCUUGGCUUGCAUUCUUCCAGCGACGGGGUGCUCACCCCCUCCCCCAGCAGCCGCGCAUUCCAACGUCACGCAGUUCUUUUCCUUAUUGUUCUGCGGCCUUCUGUCCCCGGGCUUCAGCUCACAGAUCUUUGUGUGCACCCCCUCAGGCUCAGCGGGCUUCUGCUCCUUCUCCCCACGCCUAGCCCUUCAGCCCUGCACUCAGUCUGGUUCUCAUCGCUUCCCUCCAUCGGUCCACAGAUGUUUUCUGUGGGCCUCCCACUGCCAGGCAGUGAAAGCCCUCUUGGGAACCUCCCUGAACCUCCCAGCGCCUUCGUCCUCCCCUUCACUGGAAGCCACCACUCCACUACUCCACUCUCCGACCUUCUCGGAGAUUCUGAGGACGAGCUUGCCAAGUUAAGGCCAGGCCAGGGUCGGGCCGCCUUACGGGUUCCCUUGCCACGGUGUCCUGGAGGCAUCACUGUCCUCCUUGUGCGGAGGAGGAAACUGAGGCUCGCCGGCUCCCUGCGCGGCCGGAGGCCAAGGCACCGCGGCUCCACGCCAGGUCUUGGCUGCGAGCCUCUGGCUGUUUCCGUGGCCUCGCACUGUCAAGGCGGGGACGGGCUUCUCGCUACCCAGAACCCCCUUGUGCCUCUCUCUGGGUUCUUGCAUGGCUCCAGGGGCUGGAGAAUGUGGACGGGGGCUUGGCGUCCAGGAGCCCUAGGUUUUCCAAGAGCUUCUGAUCCUAAAUGUGCAGCUUCACGCCCAGCCCUGGUAUGGGAACUUGUCACCUCCUUGUAGCUCCUUCAGCCGACGAGCCCGCUGAGUCUCCCCCAUGUACCAGGCACGGAGAACACGAUGCUCCGGAGAACACGAUGAGGAAGACAGUGACCUUGUGCCCCAGGAGCUCACAGACUAGUAGAAGGUCAGGAGGCAGAUGGGCAUGUGCACCCAGCCUUCUGGAAGCCCGGGGCAGCAAGCGGUGGGACCUUCCUGGCCUGGGUGGUGGCGACAAAGGGAGAGGGCAUUUGGAUUGGGCUUUGAAGGGUGCAUAAGAGUUCGCAGGGCAGCCACACACUGAACUGAUCUCCAAAAAGUAAGUGAGGAGUGGGGGCGCCUGGGUGGCUCAGUCGGUUAAGCAUCUGACUCUUGAUUUUGGCUCAGGUCAUGAUCUCACAGUUGAUGGUGGGUUCGAGCCCCGCAUCGGGCUCUGUGCUGGCAGUGUGGAGCCUGCUUGGGAUUCUCUCUCCCUUUCUCCUGCUCAUGCUCUCUCCCUCUCUCUCUCAAAAAAAAAAAAAAAAAACUUAAAAAAAAAAUUAAGUAAGGAGCAAUAAUGGGGGUUCAGUCAUGACAACUUUUCCUGGAGACUGUCCGUGACUUUGUUAGUAUGUGCAGAAACACUGCAGGAUUGGCUGCGAAAAAUCAAUAACUCUCUUCGACUCCCUUUGUUAUCUGCUUCCUGCCUGGGGCUCAAGGAGAUCGAGAAGCUAGUGUUGCAAAGGCACGGGAAGAUUCAAUCCCACGUUAGACGUACACAUUUUUGCUAAGUAGAUAAAUAAUGACCUUAUUAAGGUUUCUUUUGGCUCUGCGUCGGGGGCCCACAGCCCAUUGCUAGCAGGGUCUCAGAAAUCGGCGUCUGUUUUCUCUUAUUUGGACAGGAGCCUCUGGCUGAGGUGCUGAGCCGUCUUGGAGAGUUCUCUUCCCCGCAGAGCAUUAGUCACGAAACAGUAAUUUACCGCAGGAAUCGCACAGAGUGGGAUGAUAUUGAUUUGUGGGCCUUUUGGCAAAACGUACUCGUUCACAACUGGCCAGAGAAGCAGCCCGAAGACGUUCUGGGCGAAGCGUGACCGUGUGGUCCCAGAUGAGCCGGUCGGAAAGGCCAAGUAACCGGUCCAAGGUGUGAAGGGCAUGGUCUAGCGGCCCAGACAAGGACGUGGAACCAGCCCCCGGAGUUUCUGGUCCCGGCUGUCUCCGCCUCCGCUUGGCCUUGGGUAAGUCACUUUGGGAGGCCACGUGGGUCUGGAAGCAGGUGAGGACUGGAGGGCGGGGAGGGGGGGGGUUCUACCACUCUGUGGGGUCCUGCCUGCGGCUGGCCGACGGGGAUUUCACCCAGCUCAGUGGGAAGAGCAGGGAAGACCAGAAGUCGGGGAGCAGGGGACAGCCUGCCCAGGACACCUGAGGUGGUCAGGAACCUGAGGCUCUGAGAUGGAAAGAACCCACCCAGGUCCCGUGAUCAGCUCGGCUCUCGCCCUAAGCUGGCCCGUCUUUCUCGUAGGUCCUUUGACCUCGGGUGCUUUGAUUUGGGAAUGUAUCCAGUGAUGGGAAUAGGGCGUUCCCGAAAACUCCCACCUCCUAGGUCCUGCCCACCUCCCCCUCCCACAGAGGGGAAAGAGCUGCCUUCCCAGGGCCCCGGGGCCGAGCCUCCCCACCCCCACCUCCCUUCGCCCCCAGCCCUCCCCAUGGUCUCACUGGGGCCUCUGAAAGCUUGGUGCAAACGCUGCCCCCUUCUCUGGCCCCACCUGCGUCCUUCCAGGCUUUUCUCUGCCCUCUCGUGGACUUCCCCCAGCCCCUCCACUCUGCCGCCCUUCCCGCCUCCCCAAAAGACUGACCACGGGAACCCCUUUCUCGCUCACAGCCCCGUGAUCCUCUUGUCCGCCAGCACGGCAAAGCCCUGACCAGGCCCGGCCCCCCAGACCCGGAGCCCAGCUGCUCUCCCCUCAGUCAGGGGGUCAAGUCCACAGUAAUUAGCAUGACCUGCCAACUCUUGGUCUCUUUGAAUCCACCACCCUCCUGGCCCCAUCUCAGGCCACCGCCUGCUUUGGGUUCUAGGCAGGAUCCCGGGGAAGCAAAAUGCCUGUAAUGUUCGAGUGCCGUUCUGACCCCAGGGCUGCACCUGUUACCUGUCCUCUGUCCUCUAGAGGCACUCUGGAGGGCUCCUGUGCCACCUGUUGGCUCCCCCGCCAGGAGGUGCUGGCUGGGCACUGAACAAGCUCUCCUGAGGGCCCAGGACCCCGCUGCCUCUGCUGUGGCGUCUGUCGCUCUUGCCGGGCUCCGUGUUCGGCUCUGUUCCCAAGUGAGGAAGUAGGUGGUGAGUGGGAGAAAGGCCUCUGGCUUUGGGUUUGUGUCCUCCAGAUCCUACUGGGUGCACUUAACAGCCUCCCCAAGUCCAAGUCUCCUCUGUAAGAGGAUUACUCACACCUCCCUCUUGGGGUGGUUGUAAGAGUGGAGGCCGGCGGGGGUGGGGGUUGGCGGGGAGCCUCAGCUGCCUCACAGCCCUUCUUCCUCUUCCUCCUCCCCGGCUUCUGGUAAUUAUGACAGUGACUGUCAUUAGUCAUCGGCCCUGCCCUGCCCUGCCCACCCCAGUGCUGUGAGCACCAGUUGAGGCCAGGGGUGUGGGGUCUGUUGCCAAAGACAGAAGGAGGCAGCACGGGGGAGGGGCCAGGCCCAGCCCGGGAGAGCCCACCUUCUAGAUCCUAGAAGCAUGUAAUUCUCACCUUCCCACCCAGAAGGAAUCCCCUUUAACGCUCAGCCGUGAGGCUAAGAUUUGGACCCCAGACCUAUUGAAGUGUGCGUAUUUCCACCCUAAUAAAGCCCCUUAAGGUUGCUGGGUGCCCAGCACGAGACCCAGUGCGCCCGAGGGGGCAGCAAGGCCGGGAGGCAGGUGCCAGGCUGCUGUUUCCCUUUGAGCGGACAUGAGCGUUAGCAGGUCAGACCGGCAGACUCCCAGCACCCCCCAAACGUUGUCGCUUUCAGACCAGGCCCAGACACCCCUGCACUUCUCCUUGCUGACUGUCCCCCGAGGAAGCCCGCAUCCCCCGGGUGGGGGGGGGCUCCGCCUCUUUUGUGUGGAUGUUGGGGGUGUGCCCUCUGCCUUGGUCUUCCUGAGGGAGGAGUGUUUCUCCCACCACCCUGCCCUUCCUUCUCUAAUCCGUCCUGUUCCCCCUUGUGAACGUGCUCCCAGGGUUGGGACCAUGCUCCUGGGGGUUGGGACCGUGUUCCCAGGGAUUGGGACCGUGCUUCCGGGGUUGGGACCGGAGCCCCAGGCGGGGCCUCUGCCUCGGGGGAUAGAUUAGUGUGGAAGGUGCUGCCUUAACCAGUUUCCCCUCCUUCCUUCCUCAGCUCUAUGGGAGCUGCAAGAUGGGAGGGGGAAAAUCUGGCUCUGUGUGCAGGCACGCCUCGGAGACCCUGCAGAUUUGGUUCCAGAGCACCGCAGUAAGGCAAAUAUCCCAAUAAAGCGAGUCAAUGAAUGUUGUGGUUUCCCAGUGCAUAUAAAAGUUAUGUUUAUACAAUACUGUAGUCUACUGAGUGUGAAAUAGCAUUAGGUCUAAAAAAACCCACCAGUGUAUAUACCUUAAUUUAAAAAUACCGGGGCACCUGGGUGGCUCAGUCAGUUAAGCGUCCGACUUCGGCUCAGGUCAUGAUCUCGAGGUCUGUGAGUUCGAGCCCCGCAUCGGGCUCUGUGCUGACAGCUCAGAGCCUGGAGCCUGCUUCGGAUUCUGUGUCUCGCUCUCUCUCUGACCCUCCCCCAUUUGCUCUCUUUCUCUUUCAGAAAUAAAUAAAUGUUCAAAAAAAUUAAAAGAAUACUUCAUUACUGGAGCCCCUGGGUGACUCAGUCGGUUAAGUGUCCGACUCUUGAUUUCAGCUCAGGUCAUGAUCUCACGAGUCGUGAGAUUGAGCCCUGCGUGAGCUCUGCUAUCAGCACAGAGCCUGCUGGAGAUGCUCUCUCUACCUCUCUAAAAAAAACCAAACCAAACCAAAACAAAACAAAA